Messenger RNA from Kluyveromyces marxianus DMKU3-1042, 1518 nucleotides. It is a transcript of the gene WSC4, whose product is annotated as Wsc4p. The record is from RefSeq and is a predicted model, not a curated record. Lineage: Eukaryota; Fungi; Ascomycota; Saccharomycetes; Saccharomycetales; Saccharomycetaceae. The coding region runs from base 1 to 1518 and encodes 505 amino acids. The transcript has a single exon.
AUGAAAUGGUUCAACUGGUUUGCAGCUGUUUUGAGUGUACGGUGUGUCAGCGGGCUGGUACAGAAUUACUGUUCUAGUGAGAACACGGGAUCCGAAGAGGUAACUAAUACGUGGCAGAGUAAUGGGUAUUGUUCGGACUAUUGUCGCGGUAAAUCAUAUGAUUAUGCUAUAGUGCAAGAUUAUUCAUGCUGGUGUUCGAAUGAUUUGCCGUCUUCGGACGAGCCUGUGAGCUCGUGCAGUCACAUAUGUCCUGGCUACUCCGUCGAGCAUUGUGGGAACCCUGACUCGGGGUUGUAUGGAUACUUAUAUCUCGGAUCUGGGACUCCGCCCUCGAUCACUUCGAGCUCUGGUUCGUCUGGUUCUUCUUCUACUGGAACUUUUGGCUCGAGUACGAGUGAGCAGGGUAGUUCCACGACAUUAUCCAGUUCCGGCACGAGUAGUCCGAGCGUAACGUCGGCCACGACAUCAACUUCGAGUACGAGUUCGACUUCAAGCACGAGUUCGACGUCAACUACGAGUACGAGUACAAGCGCAAGUACGAGCUCGAGCUCGACUUCCUCCUCCAGCUCUAGUUCUAGUUCUAGCUCUAGCCCCAGCCCUAGUACAAGCACUACUUCUACUCUGGUGGAAACAACCGCUACCUCUGCUUCGGAAGAUUCCGAUGAAAGUGCCCUCACUAGUACCAACCCUGGAACUAGAACCAUUACCAGCGCUAGCACCAGCAAGGCAACAACUACCACGUUACAACCGUCCGUCUCUGUCAUCAUCUCGAUCGCAACAAUCACAGCGCAGCCUACCGGGAGCGGCAAAAAUAGCGCCAGCGGCAGUGGCAGUAACCAGGUGGUCACUACCAAGGUUAUCACAACGGUCUACUCGACCCCAUCAGCAGCAGCAGGAAUAGCAGUUAACACCAACCACGGAAAGUCCGGUGAUGGCGAAGUGUCAAACAAGAGUCACUCGGGCUUCUGGGACUCCGCUGGGAAAGUCGCAGGGACUUUCACCGCAGUUGGAGUGGUCGUAGUCCUUUUGCUGAUCGCACUGGUGAUCCUGUUUAUGAGAUACAGAAGAAGAAAAGAACAACAAGAUUUCGAAAAGACGUAUGACGUCGUGAAAAGAUCGGCAACAGACGCAUACUCAACGUCCAUCUCUUCACAGAACGACCCCAGCGGCAACAGCAGCACAGGAAUGGCUCCCUUCGUCUACGCAGACGAGAAAGGAAUCUUGACUCCGACCGUGAAAAAUCUGUCGCUACGGCCUGUCACUAACUCGGGGACCGCAUCAAGCGUCUCGACUCCGGCUUCUGCCACAGCACCUACAUCAGCGACAGGAAACCCACCAACGCCGUCGUCGCCUACUAAUGGAGUUGGAAUAGUACCGAAUAGCACUGAUGCCGUCGUGCUGGAUCAGAGGCUCGAUCCACAGCAUUUAAUGUCCCAGUGGGAAUCGAACGGAAGUAGACUCUCGCUUGCGGAUGAUGUGGACUACUCCCGUAAGGUCCUCCGGGUAAUAAACGAAUAA